Molecule: messenger RNA, 1745 nt
Organism: Ananas comosus (pineapple)
Lineage: Eukaryota; Viridiplantae; Streptophyta; Magnoliopsida; Poales; Bromeliaceae
Product: mitochondrial uncoupling protein 1-like
Exons: 9
Coding region: 623-1348 (241 amino acids)
Biological process (GO): mitochondrial transport; mitochondrial transmembrane transport
Cellular component (GO): mitochondrial membrane
Molecular function (GO): oxidative phosphorylation uncoupler activity
Source: RefSeq, a predicted model, not a curated record
AGGGGAUUUAGAUAAUACAAAUGGAAUUAUGGAAAAGGGCUCGAUUUUGUUAACUGGCGAUAUAUUUGGACGGGAAUAAUUCAUCUGGGUUCCAACUGUACACCCAAACUCGCGAAACCAGAAUGUGGGAUCUUUCAAAAUUUUAAUUUUUCUUCACUUCUAUUUUCCCAUUUAUUUUUCUAAUUAUAAUUUCGCACUCCAACCGCUUUCCGGCGCCAAUCCCCAUUUACUUUUUUUCUUUUUUAUGUGAUUUAAGUAUUUAACCUUCGUCUGAUCUUCUCCCUCCCUCCCUCCUUCUUCUUCUUCUUCUUCUUCUUCAGGAGGAGAGAGGAGAGAUCUGGAUCUCUCCAAGCCCCUUAUUUUCCUCUCCUCUCCUAACCCUAACCUCACUCGAUCCGAUUCCCGAGCUUCUUCUCCGUCGGCAUUCUCCCGGACCACCGAUCGGCCUUAGCUAGAUUUCACCGGCGAUCAUGGCCGGCGACGGCCUCAAAUCGGAGAUCUCCUUCAUCGGAAGCCUCCUCAGCAGCGCCAUUGCCGCUUGUUUCGCCGAGCCAAGGUGAGGCUUCAGCUGCAGAGGAAAGCAUCCACUGCAGACACAAUCGGCGGAGCCAAGUACAGGGGAAUGCUGGGCACUAUUGUGACGAUUGCAAGGGAAGAAGGUUUAUCUGCUCUAUGGAAAGGCAUCAUACCAGGGCUUCAUCGUCAAUGCGUUUACGGAGGACUGCGGAUUGGGUUGUAUGAGCCAGUCAAAGUAUUUUUUGCAGGUGACAAUUUCAUGGGAGAUAUUUCCUUAUUAACAAAAAUUCUUGCUGCCCUAACCACAGGUGCCUUAGCAAUCAUGGUUGCUAAUCCAACUGAUCUUGUGAAAGUACGGCUUCAGGCUGAAGGGAAGCUUCCGCCUGGUGUACCAAGACGUUAUUCUGGAGCACUAAAUGCUUAUUCCACAAUUAUCAGACAGGAAGGACUUGAGGCUCUAUGGACUGGAAUUGGCCCUAAUAUUGCACGCAAUGCCAUAAUAAAUGCUGCCGAAUUGGCCAGCUAUGAUCAAGUGAAACAGACAAUUUUGAAAAUUCCUGGGUUCACAGAUAGUGUUUUUACCCAUCUUUUAGCUGGACUGGUCGCUGGAUUUUUUGCCGUUUGCAUUGGUUCUCCAGUUGAUGUGGUAAAGUCGAGAAUGAUGGGAGACUCGACGUAUAAAAGUACAGUUGAUUGUUUUAUCAAGACACUAAAAAAUGAUGGACCUUUGGCUUUUUACAAGGGUUUCAUUCCAAAUUUUGGCAGGCUAGGAUCAUGGAAUGUGAUUAUGUUCUUGGCUUUGGAGCAGGUAAAAAAGUUCUUUGCGAGAUAAUUACAAGAUUAUAUUUUAAAGAUGGUAUAGAAGCUUCCUUGGUGAAUCAAAUUAACUUUCCCCCAAAUGAUUACACCUACUGCCAAAUGGUAUUUGCAGUAAGCAGGAUAAUUUCGAGCAGCUCAUGAGCUCUAGGCAUCAUAGAGCUCUUGUUGUAAUGGACAAAUUUUGACACAUUUAGCCUGAGGUCAAUCUUGUUGUUUACGAUCUGUUUCCAGACAUACGAAUUUACACACUGCUGAUGUUGUUUCUUGGACUGUAGUUAGAAAAUUGGACUACUAUUUGUUCUUUUUUUUAUUUAUUACUUGGAAGAGUAUUUUAUUAUAUUGUUGCACACUAGUAUCAUUUGUUUUUUAUAUGAAUAAGGUUGGAUAUUGAUGGCAACAUUGUUGUUUAA